Eucalyptus grandis is the source of this 1328-nucleotide messenger RNA. RefSeq names its product E3 ubiquitin-protein ligase RNF185. Gene Ontology annotation, cellular component: endoplasmic reticulum. Gene Ontology annotation, biological process: ubiquitin-dependent protein catabolic process. Lineage: Eukaryota; Viridiplantae; Streptophyta; Magnoliopsida; Myrtales; Myrtaceae. Gene Ontology annotation, molecular function: ubiquitin protein ligase activity; ubiquitin-like protein conjugating enzyme binding. The transcript is spliced from 2 exons. Bases 237 to 914 code for a protein of 225 amino acids. The record is from RefSeq and is a predicted model, not a curated record.
GCGCCAGAUCAGCCCGCCAGAUCUCGACUCUCCGGGGUGGACGUCGUCGCGAGAAUUCCCUCGAACUUUCUUCCCCUCCUCCUCCUUCCCCCUCCUUCCUCCCUCCCAUCAGCCGACACGCCAUCGAAGCUCUUCGACAGCCUCGGCAGCCGACGAGUCCCGCCGAUCCCCGCAUCCCCUCCUUCCGCCGGCCGAUCGGGCUCGAGCUCCGCUCGGAUUCGUUCAGUGGUUACUUGAUGGAAAGCGGGGCUGGAGAAUGGGCGAGUAAGCCGGCCCAGAGCGCAGCUUCCUCCGACAAUGGCAGCAAUGAUGCGGGCGAUUUUGAAUGCAACAUUUGCCUCGAGUUAGCUCAAGACCCUGUCCUGACCCUUUGCGGUCACCUCUAUUGUUGGCCCUGUCUGUAUAGGUGGCUAACCCAUCACUCGCACUGCCAUGAAUGCCCGGUCUGCAAGGCCCUUAUACAAGAGGAGAAAUUAGUCCCUCUUUAUGGAAGGGGGAAGACCCAGACGGACCCGAGAUCCAAAUCUUACCCAGGAAUUGAUAUCCCCAAUCGCCCGUCAGGACAAAGGCCUGAAACUGCUCCACCUCCAGAUGCGAACCAGUUCGCGAAUUAUGGGUUUGGUUUCAUGGGAGGGUUCAUGCCGAUGGCCUAUGCUAGGUUCGGGAACUUCACGCUGUCUACUGCAUUUGGUGGUCUAAUCCCUGCUCUGUUCAAUGUGCAAUUCCAUGGAUUUCAAGAUGCCACCGUGUAUGGGACAACUUCGGGUUAUCCAUACGGCUUCAACACAUUCCACGGGGGUCAUGCCCAUGGUUUUCCGCAGACAGCUGUGCGUGGACAGCAGGCUGAUACCGUGUUGAAGAACCUUCUUCUACUCAUCGGAAUCUUUGUGGUUCUCGCGCUGCUUUGUUGGUGAUCUUACUUUGUAUUCUCUUGGUGAUGAUUUCUCUUAACUCUCUUUAUAGUUGUCGUCAUGCUCCACGAGGCUUAGCUAGUAAAGGUUCGAGUCAGGUGUUCAGAGGUUGUCAAUAUGAUCCACAAAUCCUUGAUAUCCUGUUCCACAUAAAUCAGGCACUCCUUUUCUUUUUGCAGACAUGUUCGUGUAUGUCUGCCUUUGGUUUCCUGUUCAUAUUUGCAUGUGACCGUUUAUUUAUUUCACGCGAUUUCUUCUAUAGUGUCAUCUAUUCUGUUUGCCAUCACCAAGGAAUACAGGACCUGUCUUGGGUGUUUUCUUUGUAACUAUACAGUGCUUAAAGGUGAUACAUUUGUUCUUUUCCCAAGUGUAAUCUAGUAAGAGGAAGUGCAUUGAUUCUGGAACUUGUAGCAUGAA